Nomia melanderi (Alkali bee) is the source of this 1661-nucleotide messenger RNA. RefSeq names its product ferrochelatase, mitochondrial (gene FeCH). Gene Ontology annotation, cellular component: mitochondrion. NCBI's taxonomy places the organism in Eukaryota, Metazoa, Arthropoda, Insecta, Hymenoptera, Halictidae. Gene Ontology annotation, biological process: heme biosynthetic process. The record is from RefSeq and is a predicted model, not a curated record. Gene Ontology annotation, molecular function: protoporphyrin ferrochelatase activity.
AUAAAGUAAUGCUAAUAGAGAGUUCCAUAUUUAUAUAUACGGUAUGUAAUACUUACUAAUCAAGUGUACCUAAAUCUGAUGGAUCUAAUUCCUCAGUAGUUUGAUCUGUCAUGAUUUUAGUUUAAGUUUAUUGAAGGUGUAGUUUGAUAGUUGUUUUAUCUAUAGACAGUAUGAAAACACGCUUACUGUUAUAUCUAUAUAGUAAACACUGAUAACACUUACGGUAUAUUUUAAAGAUGUUAACAAUCUUUUGCCGCGUAAUCACGUUGUGCGGAACAUAUUUUACGGAACAAGCAUAACCUUACUUUUGAAGUUAACCUGUAAGCAGUAGUACUGCCAGCUUGACGCCAUCGUGAUAGUGCAUAAACUACAAAUUUUCUACAUUUGUAAUCACAUAUUCGGUGUCUCAUCAUACUUUCCUUGAUUACUUUGAAGUGAUUUUUCUGUUAAAAAUGACAAAUAAUUUAUCAACUUUACUGCAAUUCGGAAAACAGUAUGGGAAAAGUUUUGUUUUACCUUGGCGUCCAAUGUCCCUAGCAACAAAUCCAAAGGAAAUGAAUAAGUUUAAACCAAAGACUGGUAUUUUAAUGUUGAACAUGGGUGGACCCACUACUAUUGAACAAGUGCACGAUUAUUUGUUACGCAUAAUGACUGAUCGUGAUAUGAUUCAACUACCUGUUCAAAGUCAACUGGGUCCUUGGAUAGCAAAACGUCGUACACCGGAAGUACAAAAAAAAUAUGCAGAAAUUGGUGGUGGGUCUCCUAUAUUAAAAUGGACAAACAUUCAAGGUUCACUUAUGUGUAAACAAUUGGAUAAUAUUUCGCCAGAAACUGCACCUCAUAAGUAUUAUGUUGCUUUUCGGUAUGCUGACCCUAUUACUGAAAACACGUUACAAGAAUUAGAACAAGAUGGCCUUGAACAUACAAUAAUAUUUUCUCAAUAUCCACAAUAUAGUUGUGCUACAACUGGAUCCAGCCUUAAUGCAAUAUAUAAAUAUUAUAAGAAAAGGCAACUACCUCUUAACAUGAAAUGGAGCAUAAUAGAUAGGUGGGCAACACAUCCACUAUUCAUAAAGACAAUUGCUGAAAGGAUUAAAGAAGAAUUAGUUCAAUUUCCUAUGGAAAUAAGACAUGAUGUUAUAAUUCUAUUUUCAGCACAUUCACUUCCGUUAAAGGCUGUGAAUAGAGGAGAUUCUUACCCAUCUGAAAUUGGAGCAACUGUUGCUUUAGUAAUGCAAGAAUUGAAUUAUUGUAAUCCUUACAACUUAGUAUGGCAGUCAAAGGUAGGACCUUUGCCUUGGCUGGCUCCCUUUACCGAUGAUGCUCUAAGAGCAUAUGUAAAACAAGGGAAGAAGAAUUUUAUAUUAGUCCCAGUAGCUUUUGUUAAUGAACACAUUGAAACUCUUCAUGAGAUGGACAUUGAGUAUUGCACAGAUUUAGCAAAAGAACUUGGUAUUGAGAAAAUAAGAAGAGCUUCCGCUCCAAAUGACCACCCUAUGUUUAUAGAUGCCUUAACAGAUAUUGUGCUUUCUCAUCUAAAAUCAAAACGAUCAAUAAAUCCUAAGUUCUUAACACGUUGUCCACAUUGCGUGAAUAAAACCUGUUUAAGCAGUAAAAAUUGGUACGCGAAAACAUGUACGAGUUAAACUUAUAAGUUAAAA